This is a messenger RNA of Cercocebus atys (sooty mangabey), 2269 nucleotides long. Its product is annotated as sialic acid-binding Ig-like lectin 13. The transcript is spliced from 9 exons. Gene Ontology annotation, biological process: cell adhesion. Gene Ontology annotation, molecular function: sialic acid binding. Gene Ontology annotation, cellular component: plasma membrane. Lineage: Eukaryota; Metazoa; Chordata; Mammalia; Primates; Cercopithecidae. The record is from RefSeq and is a predicted model, not a curated record. Bases 843 to 1913 code for a protein of 356 amino acids.
UUAAGCAUGUUCCGGGUGGUCUCUUAGGCCCGCAUGCGCAGUGGCUGUACACGCUAGUGCAUACCUCGCUGUCUCAUUAGCACCUUAAGUCUCCACGCGGGGGUGUGUUUUCACUAUUAUAACGAGCCUAGGUCAGCCCGAGGACACUAACUCAGCAUGGGUUUCCGCACUUGCACGAAUUUGGGGAAUUUCCCUUCUUCGCUUCUACCUCCUUGCUGCAGGGUGUUUUGACCACGAGCCCAGAAUGCGGUUUGUGCGAUGUCGGGCGGUUUGUUCUCUCCGUCUAUUUAGCAAGUUUGUUUCCCUUUAAGGGAGGCUGUGACCCGCCUGUCUGAUCUACUUCCGCUGCAGCUGCACCAGGGAGCAACACAGGAAUUUAGCAGGAACGCUGGAAGAAACCACAGACCUUUCUAAAGAAGCAGUGGGCAGCAGCCUACCCCAGGAGCCAGGCAGAAAACGGUGACUGCCCGCAGUGUGGGAAGGGGAGAGACUGAAUCAGCGAUGUGUAUUCUUUUGUUGCCUUUCCUUCGGGUUGAAGAGCACUUAGGUUGAUUCUGUAUCUUUCCAAUCAUGAAUUUGCUCAACUUUUUGCUGCUUCUUCUCCCUCAGGAGCACCUAUGAGUCUCAGAUUUUGGGCAAGGCUCCUUUCCCCACUCAAGAUGAUAUUGCAAAUCUCGGUCCGGAGCUUCUCUCAACCCGUGACCGCCUCCUGAGUCAGCUGACUGGCUUCUGCAAGAUCUUCACGAGUGUCCCAUGGCUCGGAUGUCCCCAGAGGUCCUGAUCCAGGCUGUGGGGCCCUGGCUCUGGAGGGCUUAUUCCAUCUGGAGGUGCCGGAGUCGGUGAUGGUGCAGGAGGGUCUGUGCGUCCUCGUGCCCUGCACUUUCUUCAAUCCGAGGUACCCCUUCAGCAGGAAUGACCGUGAUCAUGGCUACUGGUUCCGGGAAGGAGACAAUCCUUUACGGGAUGCUCCAGUGGCCACAAACGAUCCUGCUCGAGAAGUGCGGGAGGAGACCCGGGGUCGAUUCCGCCUCCUGGGUAAUCCCAGGGAGAAAAACUGCUCCCUGAGCAUCACAGACGCCAGGAGGAGGGACAGCGGUUUGUACUUCUUUCGUAUGGAGGAAGGAUGGAUGAAAUAUAAUUACAAAAGUCCCCCGUUGUCUGUGCAUGUGACAGCCCUGACCCACAGGCCGGACAUCCUCAUCCCAGGGACCCUGAAGUCCGGCCGCCCCAGGAACCUGACCUGCUCUGUGCCCUGGGCCUGUGAGCAGGGGACACCCCCCAUCUUCUCCUGGAUUGGGACCUCUGUGUCCCUGUCCCCGCUGAGCCCCACCACAGCCCUCUCCUCGGUGGCCACCCUCAUCCCACAGCCCCAGGACCACGGCAGCAGACUCACCUGUCAGGUGACCUUGCCCGGGGCCGGUGUAACCACGACCAGGACCAUCCGACUUAAUGUAUCCUACCCUCCUCAGAACUUGACCUUGACUGUCUUCCAAGGAGAUGGCACAGCAUCCACAACCCUAAGAAAUGGAUCAUCUCUUCAGGUCCUGGAAGGACAGUCUCUACACCUGCUCUGUGCUGUUGAUAGCAAUCCUCCUGCCGGGCUGAGCUGGGCCCAGGAGAACCUGAUCCUGAGCCCCUCACAGCCCAACUCUGGGAUGCUGGAGCUGCCUCAAAUGCACCUCAGGAAUGAAGGAGAAUUCACCUGCCGAGCUCGGAACCCCCUGGGUUCCCAGCAGGUCUCCCUGAGGCUCUUUGUGCGGAGGAAAUCAGGGCCCAUGGCAGAGGUGGUUCUGGUGGCCAUCGGGGAGGCCGCUGUAAAGAUCCUGCUUCUCUUCCUCUGUCUCAUCGUCCUCAGAGUGAAGUCCCACAGGAGGAAGGCAGCAAAGGCAGCUACAGGUGUGGAGGCUGCAUAGGUUGUCAAAGGUUAGUCUCUCAGGCCUCCAGACUCUGCUUCCAGAUGCCUCCUUGUUCAGUGCCUCUACCGUCUGAAGGGCGGUGCUUCCUCUCCACUGCUGGAGAAUGAGGUAGAAACACCACAGCCUGGACUGAAGGCCUUGCAUGGUCUGUCCCCUGCUGGACUUUGCUCCCAGGUGGUGUACAAAUGGCCAGGCAGCUCAUGAGAAGAUGCUCAGUAUUAUUACUCAUGUCACGAAUGCAAAACCAAACUGUAAAGGAGAUGCUACUUCACACUCAUUAGGAAGAUGUUAAAUAAACAAAUAAAAAUGAACAAACAAAAACAGAAAUAAAUCAAUGUUUGGUAUGAUGAUGU